Paramecium tetraurelia is the source of this 888-nucleotide messenger RNA. RefSeq lists its product as uncharacterized. Lineage: Eukaryota; Ciliophora; Oligohymenophorea; Peniculida; Parameciidae. The record is from RefSeq and is a predicted model, not a curated record. The transcript is spliced from 2 exons.
AUGUUUCGAGAUUGUUAAAGCAAAUUAAAGAGAGUAAUGGUUGAUUAUAUUGUAGUCACCCAAGAUGAAUUGUAUGAGGAAAUGAGUCAAUUGAAAACAAGAGUGUUGGGAUUAUUAAAAGAUUACCAAUCAUCCUUAUAAUAAAAGGAGAAUAUCAGACAAUUAAAUCAAUAAAUACGUAAGGAUGUAACAAACAUCAGCAAUGAUUAUAGUUAAAUUAUUGAAAAGAUGAACUAGAGUGUUGAUUGCACAUUUAUUUCGAUUGAGAGCAUCACACCAUUUUAAAAGAAUGAAAAAGAAAUGAAUAAAAUGUUCAAUUUGGUUGAAGAGUUUCUUGAGAAAUUUUAAGGGAAGAAAGCCAAUCAUAAUUUAUAUACUAGUUUCAUCUCAGAUAAAAUGGAACGCUCUGGAAUAUCUAUGGCAGACACCAGUAUUAUCGAUGUUAACUGUAGAAUAUCCAUAAUAAAGGAUUAAAUCGCUUCUAAUUUAUCUGAUAAAAAAUACAGUCAAUUGGUUCUGAUGGAGACUGUGGAUGCUUUGUAGGAAGCAUUGAAUUCUCAGAAAAUAGAAAAAAUCAGAUCGAUAAUCAAACGAAUAGAACAUUAUAUGGCUCAAUGUUAGCAUGAUGCUAGUGAUUUGUAUUAGAUGUUACAAAAGGCAGUGGAGUCAUGCAAAGAGAAGGAGACCGAAUUACAGAAUCAAUCGAUAGUUGAAGAUAAGGACACCAAAAGGAGGUUUUUUGAUUUAGCCUUAGAAAUAAAGAGUGAAUUACCAACCAACCAUCCUGGCAGAAAGGUAUUGGUUUCACUUCUGUUUGAAAAGGCCUAGAAUAUAGAUGAAUCUGAAUGGCAUGACUGGAUUCUUGAUUAAUUAAGUUAACAAAAUUGA